Nymphalis io (European peacock) is the source of this 3314-nucleotide messenger RNA. RefSeq lists its product as uncharacterized. Bases 66 to 3188 code for a protein of 1040 amino acids. Gene Ontology annotation, cellular component: nucleus. The record is from RefSeq and is a predicted model, not a curated record. The transcript has 19 exons. Gene Ontology annotation, molecular function: protein binding; RNA binding. Gene Ontology annotation, biological process: poly(A)+ mRNA export from nucleus. NCBI's taxonomy places the organism in Eukaryota, Metazoa, Arthropoda, Insecta, Lepidoptera, Nymphalidae.
AAACAGUCUAACGUCAGAAUUAUAUGUUUACCAAAUAGAAUUAAAACAUUGUUAAAAAUAAAUAGAUGGAUAAUAACGUUAAUUUAGUUGCGUCAAGAAAGAAAAAAAAUAAACGUAAAAGAAAACAUGCUUUUGCUAGACGUUCACAGCAACAACCUCAAGACACAAAUCCCGCUGCAACUCUUCAGCGUCUGAAAACAAUUGCUAAUUUAUUUCAUAUACAUCAGCAAUUAGCUCUAAGUAGAACUAAUUAUGUGUCGGACAAUCCGAGACCGCUAAUGUCGAGACCUAGACUUACUAGACCAAUGUUUUCGGGCUGCAAAUUGCCUGGAUUUUUGGAACCUGGACCGAAAACUAACACAUUUCUAUCUACUGAAACAAAAAGUACAAAUGUAGAAAAAAAUAAAUCUAAACCUGAUAUGGAUGAAUAUCAGUUUAAUAAUUCUCCAUUGCAGAAAGAUACAUCUGUGGACAUUAAAACUGAAGUCUCAAAUUCACAAGACUGUCAAUCUCAAAAUGCAACUAUGAAUUCCAAUACUGUGAUAUUCGAAUCAGUUUUAAAAAAAUUUCAAACUACUGAAAAGCAAAGUUCAAGAAAUGAAAGUAACCAAACAGCCUACAAUAGAAAUAUCUCAUACUCCAAUGAUUUAAAAAAAGAGCAGAUGGAGACCAAAACAUUGAGAAAAUAUUCAAGAGCUAAAGACAACCAAUUUGAUGACUUUGAAAUACAUAACAAUCCAUCAUUCAUGAGUUUUGAAACGACAGAAGAAAUUGUUGAUUUAAAUGAUGAUGACCUCAUAUUAAAUCGCUCAAUUAACGAUACAAAACAAAAUGAGAAUCACAACAAAGACAAUAGUCUCCAGAAGAAUAUUCAAUCGAAUUUCCAAAUAAAGUUACAAGAACAAUAUGCUAAGAAAUUAGAAAUUCAAAAUAAGUCUGAGCCAAGAACUAGUCCAGAACAUGAUAGGCCGGAGAAACCUUUACUAAGUGGACAAGAUGAAGCGAAGAAGAAAGCAAACAGAGAACUGCUAGAAGGUCUACAUUCAGACAUUAAGACAGUUGUACAAAAUAAUAUAAAGUCAGACAUACAAUGGGACAAUGUUGGCGCAAACCACAACACUCCACCAGUAACGAAACGGUUACCAGCAGGUAUUCCAAGAUCAUUCUUACUAAUGGAUAAGUAUACAGAGCCACAGCAACAAAUUUAUUCUGAAAAUCCAAGUACGUCAAAUACUCGAAGGUCAUUCGAUUGGACGCCAAAUACGAUUUUACAAAACCCACAAAAGUUCAUUCAAAAUCAACUUAUAAGCCAACCUCAAAUUUACUCCCCCAGCGACGUUUAUCAGGAAGCGAAAAAUAAAGAAGAUUCACAAGACGGUUCAGAAUCACCGGAUGUAUUGGAUUCUAAUAAACGUGUAAGCGCUUUCCAAAGAUUAGGGCCAUUAUCUCAACCAAAAAAACCAAAACUAACGAUAAACCUCUGUUUGAAUAAAGAACAAACUGUCAGGGAAGUGAUAGAUGAAACACACAAGGACUUACCCGUCAACGAACGAGAAGAAAUCCUUAACAGUAGAGACGAUAUCGUUGUGAAGUAUCUUCCGUUUUGGCCGUGGAAUAAACCCGUUGCUGUUAAGAAGAGCGUCACCGCAAGAUACUCUAAGACUGUAAUGAUGAUGGAGAAAGAACAAAUGGAAGAAAUAUAUACCAAAGAUAACUCCUUAAUUAUGUUAUCGGUAACCGGGUAUCCAACAUCUUGGACGAAAGAGAAUUUAUUGGAUGUUAUAUUAGAGAAUUUAAAAGGAAAAAGUUUCAUACCAACUUUUAUUGAGUUUACAGCAAAGGAAUGCAAGUUCUUCGUGUUUCGUUGCAGCGGGGCCUUAGUGUUGAUACAUUGGCUUGGGUUUAUAAUAAAGAAGGACGACGUUGAAUUAUCGAUAACAAUAUCACAAACGCAAUUAACGAACAAACAGAUAGACUUUGUGCCGCGACUCGUUUUGAGUAAACGACUCGUGUCGUUAUAUGAUGGGCAGAAAAUCGAUUUGAGUGAAUUUACUUUGAAGAAAGAUAUAAGUCAUUUUAUAUACUUCCCUUUAAAUCAUAUACACAAUCAAUCGGAGAUCAUUCAGAUACAAAGUGAUGUGACGUGGGAGCAUUUGACGGAACUCGAUCUAUCGUCUAAUAGAAUUACGUCAAUAGAAGGAUUCAACCUGGCAACAGUGACGCCACGUUUGAAAGUUCUAAAUUUAUCACGUAAUUAUUUAGAAAGCGUUCUAGUUUUACUGCCGUGUAAACAUUUGCCUUUAAAGAAACUUAUGCUGGAGGGGAAUCCCCUUUGCAUUAAUUAUAUAGAACCAGACUAUUACGUGAACGUUAUUAGAAUGAUGUUCCCCGGCUUAAGGGAGUUGGAUGGAGUUGAAAUUACUUUAAAAGGGGAUUUACCGAAGUCCUUACAAAACUAUUGCCCAGAGGACGCUCGUCCUAUAGUUGAAAAGUUCCUAGAAGUGUUCUUUCCACUUCUAGACUUAGAGAACGAUGAUAGACAAUGUAUCCAAGAUAUGUACAUGAAAAAUGCGGUUAUGACAAUCACGUGUAGGAACAGACUACGUUAUGAUUCAGCCUACAAACAUAUGCGAAACUUCUCAAUCAAAAGUCAAAACUUUCUAGAAAGGAACAUGGACAAAGUGGAGGGCGUCACAAAUAUUGGAAAACUUAUCAGAAAAUGGCCGAAUACACAACACGACCCGACAACUUUCACCACUGAUGUUCUAUACCAUGAUGAUUCUUCAACCAUAUUUAAAAUAGCUGGUAUACUGAAAGUAACCGCGGAAUCUUUAGCAGAAGAAGAACCUCUAAUGGCAUUCUCUCGUACAAUAGUUCUACAUACCGAUAAUGGUUAUCACUAUAAAAUACGAAACGAACUCGUGUACUGGGAUGAACCGACCGUGGAAUAUUCUUGUAACGCCUUCAAAUCUGUUAUGGUUCCAAGAAAAACAUUAAAUCUUAGGUUUGAGACAGUCCCUGACGAUUAUAUUAAAAAGCAGCUUAUUGCAAUCUUUAUGAUGCUAACGGAACUUGAAGCAAAACCAAGCGAAAGGUGUUUGGAAUUAAAGAAUUGGCAUUUUCAACAUGCAUUGGAAUACUUCAUAAAACUCGAAAAAUUAGACAACACACAAAUAUUACAUGAUUAAUCGGUUGAAGUAAAAAUAAAUGCUAUUAGGUAUAGAGGUAUUAUAGAAGGAAAGAGGGUCAUAGAAAAGAAAAAAACAAAACAUUUGUACUAGUAAUAAUUUCAAUUAAAAAUAAACUAAGAAAUG